GUAAAUUUUCAAGUUGCAUUUAGUUGAAAUUUGAACAUGAAAAGAAUUAUAUCGCUUGUGUGUUUAGUCGGAUUUGUGCAGGCGUUUUCCUGGGAGUGGGAAGAGUAUAAGCGCAGCCACAAUAAAAUAUACGAGGAUGAGAGCGAGGAGGAGCUUCGAUGGAGGACCUUCAAUGCUAAUAAGGAAAUCAUUGAUAGACACAAUGAACAAUAUGCGGCUGGAAAAGAAACAUUUGAGAUGGGCGUUAACCAAUUCACAGAUCUGUCGCCAAAUGAAUUCGAAAGCUUAAUGCUAAGCAGCCAAAACAUGACUGAAGAUGAGGAAGAUUUGAUUUAUGAUCCCCCUAAAAGUCUGAAAAUUCCGAAAAGUGUCGAUUGGCGAAAAUUAAAUGCUGUUACACCAGUGAAAGAUCAGGGUAAAUGUGGAUCCUGUUGGGCCUUUGCUGCCGUAGCCACCCUGGAGGGUCGACAUUUUUUGAAAACAAAAGAGCUGAUUAAUCUCUCUGAACAGAAUUUGGUGGAUUGCUCGAAAAGAAAUAAAGGCUGCAAUGGAGGACUAAUAACAUGGGCUUUAAAGUAUAUCAAGAAAAAUCGUGGAAUUGAUACAGCGAAAUCGUAUCCCUAUGAAGCUGAACAGCAUCACUGUAGAUUCAGCAAGUUAAACGUAGGAGCUACAGUCCUGGGUAUUAAGAAAGUAAGGAAACGCAGAGAAUCUGAACUAGCUGCAGCUGUUGCCACAGAGGGACCAAUUGGCGUCGCCGUCGAUGCAUCACCUUUUCAUCAUUACAGACGCGGAGUCUUGCGGAAACGUUGCCAUAAGAGAGCCAAUCAUGCGGUGACGGUUGUAGGUUACGGCACAGAUCAUAAGGGUUUGGAUUACUGGCUUGUUAAGAACUCCUGGGGAACACCCUUUGGAGAGAAUGGUUACAUUCGCAUGGCUCGCAAUCAUCACAAUUUGUGCCACAUUGCCAGCCACGCUGUCUACCCAGUAGUUUAAUUGUUGUAAUUGACUUAAAAUACAGAAUUUGAUUUAAUCAUUUAA
Molecule: messenger RNA, 1041 nt
Organism: Drosophila innubila
Lineage: Eukaryota; Metazoa; Arthropoda; Insecta; Diptera; Drosophilidae
Product: cathepsin L-like
Exons: 1
Coding region: 37-996 (319 amino acids)
Biological process (GO): immune response
Cellular component (GO): lysosome
Molecular function (GO): cysteine-type endopeptidase activity
Source: RefSeq, a predicted model, not a curated record